UUUUCUUGUGCAGGUUCUGGUCACAAUGUUGAUGUUCCGGGUUAAAAGGGAUGUUGCAAAAAGGGCAUUGAACACCAUGUGUUCUUCAAACUAUUUGAGAAGAAGGAACUUCUGUGACACUGCAGCUGUUGAAGUCUCCUCCAGUAUUGAGCGUGGCACGGAUUAUGCAGAGAAGGUUGGUAUGACAAAUAAGGUUGACCAACAUGAUAUUGCAAUCGUUGGUGGAGGCAUGGUCGGCCUGGCUUUUGCUUGUGCAUUGUCAAGUAUGCCUUUGACAAAACAAUUAUCAAUAGCUAUUAUUGACAGUAAUCCUGCUUUAAGGUCAAGACAAUGCUUUAAUAAGAAUGCUAUCCCUGAUCCAAGAGUUAGCACAGUGACUCCUUCAACAAUAUCAUUUUUCAAAGAGGUUGGUGCUUGGGAGCAUGUUGAGCAACAAUGACAUGCAUUUUUUAAUCAAAUGCAGAAGAGAGCUUGAUAUUUGGGAUUUCAACUUUUGAGAGCAGAAUAGCUUAAAUGCUGAAUCAACAAGUUAUGGGAAGGAAAUGGUGGGAACAAUAAAUUAAUUUCAAGUAUGGGAUUAUACUGGUCUAGGAUACACUAGGUAUAAUGCCAGAGAUGCAGGGAAAGAUUGUCUCGGAUGUGUGGUGGAGAAUAAGGUGCUUGCAAAUUCACUAUUGUUGUGCUUACAGAAUGCAGAUUUCCAGAAGUCUAUUUACUCUGCCAGAUUGACCUCAAUGGCCUUCCCGUCACAAUAUUCGUCAGCAGGAAAUGCUGCUGGACAAAAAUAUGUCAAGGACAAUAUAUCAGGGGCA
This is a messenger RNA of Dioscorea cayenensis subsp. rotundata (Guinea yam), 812 nucleotides long. Its product is annotated as ubiquinone biosynthesis monooxygenase COQ6, mitochondrial-like. Lineage: Eukaryota; Viridiplantae; Streptophyta; Magnoliopsida; Dioscoreales; Dioscoreaceae. The coding region runs from base 26 to 439 and encodes 137 amino acids. The transcript has 9 exons. Gene Ontology annotation, molecular function: oxidoreductase activity. Gene Ontology annotation, biological process: ubiquinone biosynthetic process; carotene biosynthetic process; xanthophyll biosynthetic process. The record is from RefSeq and is a predicted model, not a curated record. Gene Ontology annotation, cellular component: mitochondrion.